AUGCCCGGUCCUCGCGAAGCGCCCAACCACCUCACCACCGACCCACCCCAAUCAACAGCGACACAUGAAUCUCCAAUGAUUAUAAUGAAAAACUGCAUCGUUGGCGGUUUCGCCCUUGUCUCAGCUGGAAAUGUUAACCUCUCCACGACGCCGCUUCCCCCACUGUCACCUCCGGGAAAUGAUCACCUUCAGGGACACCACUGGCCCCAGGAUCCGCUCCGGUUUGGGGUCGGAGGAGCUGGCUAUGGCCAUUAUGGCUGGGGUUCAGGGGAGUAUGAGCGCUUAAUGGAGAAGGGGACUGUAGGAGUAGGACGGAAACACUCGCUGAACACUGUGAUGAACAAUCCGUUUUUCGGAAUGCGAGUGGACUAUGGUCACUGUGGUGCGCAUCUUGACGGUACGAGUCGAGGUGAUCAUGGGACAGGCUUUCGAGGCGACCCCGGCACAGGCUUUGGAGGUGAUCCCGGCACAAGUGCUCGAGGUGAUCUUGGUACAAGCAAUCGAGGUGACUCCGGUAUGGUUCCUCAGGGUGCAAAUAUCGAACCUGGGUGCAACCUCCCGCGACUGGGAGGUAUGUAG
Molecule: messenger RNA, 579 nt
Organism: Coprinopsis cinerea okayama7#130
Lineage: Eukaryota; Fungi; Basidiomycota; Agaricomycetes; Agaricales; Psathyrellaceae
Exons: 1
Coding region: 1-579 (192 amino acids)
Source: RefSeq, a predicted model, not a curated record